AAAAUAUAGAUCAUGAAAUCAGUGACUUCUUACGCGAUGAUUAUAUUGCUAAACAUGUUGAUUCUGAUAAUCCAUAUGAAUUAGAGCAACACUUUAAAUCUCUUACCAAAGAGCUUUGCGAUGUAUGUUUGCCAGCUUUUCGCAACAGGUGUAUUAAGCUCAUUUGCGACGAUAGAUUGGCAUGGAACUCCAAAUACUUGGAUUCAUUAUUUAGAUUGUUUCCCCAAUUAUUUACUGCAGAGCCAGAAAUUGUACAUAUAUUAGAAUUGCUAUCCAAGUCAAAAAGUAUUGAUUUGUUACAUUCAUUUCCAAAUUGGUUAAAAUUCACUUUAGAAUCGAGAGAUAAUAAACAAUUAUUACAAAAAAAAAUUCCUUCUCUUUGUGAAACAUGGUACACAACCAUAACAUCCACUACACAAAAGGGGAAAAAUAACAUUAUAAUAUUCAUGUACCAACAAAUUUCGGCUAUUUCAUUUAUUUUCAAAAAACGACACAACAUUUAUAAACAAUUAACAAAGGUCAUUGAAAAGAGAAUCGCUAAUAUAUCAAUCCAAUGGCUGCUCCAAUCAACAUCACUU
This is a messenger RNA of Racocetra persica, 578 nucleotides long. The record is from the annotation of a GenBank genome assembly. Lineage: Eukaryota; Fungi; Glomeromycota; Glomeromycetes; Diversisporales; Gigasporaceae.